Molecule: messenger RNA, 1912 nt
Organism: Perca fluviatilis (European perch)
Lineage: Eukaryota; Metazoa; Chordata; Actinopteri; Perciformes; Percidae
Exons: 3
Coding region: 968-1912 (314 amino acids)
Source: RefSeq, a predicted model, not a curated record
GAUCGUUUUGGUACGUGUGGACGGGGCCUAAAAAUCCUUUGGAGGAUAAGAUCUGGCAGUUGUGCCUGCUGCUGCGAGAGAUAGUUAAUAUGGUGACCGCCCCUAAAAUCCAUGCAAACCAGGUAGCAUAUUUAAAAGUUCUCAUUGAGCAGUAGAUUAUGUCUAGAGCUACACUGUUUCCAGCUGUUACUUUGAAGCCAAAGCACCAUUUCUUAAUGCAUUACCCUGAGCUCAUUCUGCAUUUUGGUCCAUUAAUUCGAUUGUGGACUUUGCGUUUUGAAAGUAAACAUACAUACUUUAAACAGUGUGCGAGGAAGCUGCAUAACUUCAAGAACUUAAACAGUACUCUGGCAGAGAGGCACCAGCUUCUACAAGCUUAUCUUCAGGCUGGUUGUCUAUUUUCACCAACUCUACAAAUGCAGCAAGCAGAUGAGUUCGAUAGGCAUUUAUAUAACCAUGGUAUCCAGGAAGCUGUAAUGUUGAGAAACAUCCAUGAGACCACAGUAGUGACAUCUGCUGUUACCUACAAGGGCACCAAGUACCAGAAAAAUAUGGUUGUGGCUAUGGAAGACAGUGAUAUGGGCUAUACCUUUGGGAAAAUUGACGAUUUGAUGUUAAUCUUGUGCCUUUGCAUCACUCUGUCUGUCUCAGGUAAAUGGCGUCUGUGGCGGAGGAGCUUACGAAGGCACUACCUUCACUUUCAGAGAGCGACUUCAACAACUUGUUGACACAUUUAGCAACUUGGGGUUUGAAAGAGCAUUCUGACCUUCAGUUUCUUUCCAUUGAGGAUAUUGAGGGUGUCAUCCCUCCUGUUGCUGUAAGGAGACUAAUGUAUUAUCUCAAAACCACAGGACAAUUGAUUGAUACAGAAGACACCUUGCCAUCUUGCUAGAUCCGCACCUCAGCAGGCUCUUUGCCUCCAAGCCCUUCACUCUCAAGCCCACCGCUUGUCCAAAGGCCUGACUGGAUGUCCUCCUUUGAAAUUCCAUGGCAGAAAAUGCCAGCAAAUUUGCGGCAAUGUGUUGCUCAAGGCCUUAGACCGAGGAAACAAGAACAUCUGAGUAUGGUCAGAAUUAUUGUACAGGCGAUACAAGAGAAAUGCUUGAACCCUACAAGGAACCAGUGUUCUGAAAUAGCCAGACAAGUGAUUGAGAAACACCCAAAGAGCUUUGCUGACGUCACAGCCGAAGGAGAGAUAAUUGGCUGUGGCUAUGGGUCCCUUUUAAAUCAAAUAAAAACUCGGAUUGACCAUGUAAAUCGUGACAACACAUUAGUUCGUGUUAGGAGGCCAAAACAACAUGCUACUUGCGAGACUGCAUCCAGCAAUGAGAGCCCUAUUCCAUCCAAAUGUUCAAAAACUGACAGCUAUGGAUGUGUUAAUUGGCACCCUAUUGACCUCCCUCAAGGAGAAACCCCAGAAUCAGUUGAAGGGAAAAGAAAGCAAAUGGUGGAGCUAUUUUCAGUAGAGGGACCCAGAGCUGCUGAGCGUGCCUGGGUGGAAGAGUACAUGAUAAAAACAUAUGCCUCUCAGCGCUACACUAUUAAUGCCAACCCUCCACCCGGCAUGGAUGAAAUUCAGGAAAAGUGGCCAUUUCUCUUCCUUAAGAGAUUUCUCUGUAAUCAUUUUGCAACAUUGACUGGGAUUGACAUUGAUGCAAGAUUUGUCGGCUGUCUCGGAACCAAAGGGAAGAAGAUUCUUCAUUUCUUCCAGAGUCAGCUUGCAAGGUGGAACAAAGAAGUCAGAAAAGUCUUGCAGGACAUAGAAAAGGCUGGCUGUGACAAAGUCAACCAUGGUGUGGCAUGCACUCUCACCACAAUGGCAUUCUUCAAAGAAGAUGUUGAUGCUCUGUUUCUUCCGGCAGAUGUGACCGCCAACUGCAGCAGACAUAAACAGCAGUCUCUCUGCUCCUAG